CAGGUGGCGGUAGAGCACCCACAUGCUUGAUGACACGCCGCGAACUGUCACGAAGGAGAAAGCGGCGCUACAUGUACUUGAUAGAGCAGAUUAGCAGACGUAUCGUUGUUGGGAAAAUAAGACAAAGUACAAAUUCUAAAUGGAUGUGACCGAGCAGAUCAACCAGUUGGAGACAGACUUGCAGGAGCUGGAGUCUCUCCUGGAGAAGGCUGAGAGGACAAGGGUGCGGGAGUUCCUCAAGCAAGAGCAGAAGAAGCUUGAGAAGGAGAUCGCCGUCAAGCGUCAACAGAAAGAGCAACGAGCCCGGAGAGAGGCUGACCCAGCUGCGCCCUCGAAAGCGACCUAUACAGUCAAGAUCACCAACUACGCAUGGGACCAGUCUGAGAAGUUUGUGAAAAUUUACCUCACAUUAAAAAAUGUGCAUACGAUUCCAUCAGAGAACGUAGAGGUUAAUUUUACAGAGAGGUCGUUUUCUGUGCUUGUGAAGGAUCUCGACGGGAAAAAUCACCAGAUGACUGUUCUCAAUCUGCUGUGUCCCAUUGAUGAAAAGAACAGCUGCACCAAGAUCAAAACCGACAUGGUUCUGAUCAUGUGUAAGAAGCAGACAGCAACAAAGUGGGAGUGCCUCACAAAGGUGGAAAAACAGUCUAAGGAGAAAGAUAAACCCAGUAUGGAUGAGAACGCAGACCCCAGCGAGGGCCUAAUGAACAUGCUGAAGAAGAUCUACUCCGAUGGGGAUGACGAGAUGAAGAGAACCAUCAACAAAGCCUGGUCAGAAUCUCAGGAGAAGAAAAUAAGAGGCGAAGAAGGCAUGAUGGAUUUUUGAGCUACAAUCGCCGCUCUUCCACAGGAACACUACAUCAGAUUUUAAAUGUCAUGUUUUGUUUCAUUUUUCCAUUACAUGCGUUCAUACAUGCAAUGCAUUCCUACCAAUACAUUAUGCUUUCCAUCCAAGAAUGCUAUAUUAACAACCAGUAGAGGGCGUCCUUUCACAUUAUGAAAUAGCCAAGGAGACGUAAUUAUCCUAUUAAACAUGUUCAAAACUGAUUGUUGUCUUUUAGGAGUUGUGGUAUUUAAAAUUCAUUAACGUGUUUCUUUCCCAAAUAUGUUAUUCCAUAAAUCGGACAAUGUGACUUGUGAUUCAUCUUGGGUAGUUAAAAUAACAUGUUUUCAAGCAACAUACUGUAAUUCGCGAUUUUCUGUUAAAAUUCCUUUGUUGGCUUCAUUUUUUUUUUUUUUUUUUUUAAGUGAAUCAAAUUAUUGUUAAACCACCUUUCAGGUUGCCCACGUAUGCAGCUCUCAUAAAUGCAGUUAUGUGACACUUUCCUUUAUGGUGUUUGGUCUACAUUUUAAUGAAGCAAACAAAUACAGUAUAUGCCAUUCA
Molecule: messenger RNA, 1384 nt
Organism: Dunckerocampus dactyliophorus (ringed pipefish)
Lineage: Eukaryota; Metazoa; Chordata; Actinopteri; Syngnathiformes; Syngnathidae
Gene: cacybp
Product: calcyclin binding protein
Exons: 6
Coding region: 140-826 (228 amino acids)
Biological process (GO): heart development
Cellular component (GO): nucleus
Molecular function (GO): ubiquitin protein ligase binding; tubulin binding; S100 protein binding
Source: RefSeq, a predicted model, not a curated record